Scomber japonicus (chub mackerel) is the source of this 1735-nucleotide messenger RNA. RefSeq names its product caspase 9, apoptosis-related cysteine peptidase (gene casp9). The record is from RefSeq and is a predicted model, not a curated record. The transcript is spliced from 10 exons. NCBI's taxonomy places the organism in Eukaryota, Metazoa, Chordata, Actinopteri, Scombriformes, Scombridae. Bases 215 to 1522 code for a protein of 435 amino acids. Gene Ontology annotation, biological process: proteolysis; regulation of apoptotic process; intrinsic apoptotic signaling pathway in response to DNA damage. Gene Ontology annotation, cellular component: cytoplasm.
AGGAAGUGCAGAACGCAACCGAGCACAAACAGGCGAAAUGAAAAGGACAUUUCUGAUACUUCCCAUACAGUUUGACAAAGUUUUGACAAAACGAGUGAGCCAUUGCUGACAUUUAACGAUAUUUACUAACUCUUUUUUUUUUUAAACGUGAACGUUACACCAUUACAGCUUUCGUCUGUGCUCUUCGCUCGGUGUUGUUAGUAUUGAAUGGACAAUGGAAGAAAUACACAAGAAGCUUCUUCAGCGUAAUAGGACCAAUCUUGUGAAAGACUUGGACCCAUCAAAACUUUAUGAUGGCCUUCUUGAAAAAGGAGUUUUCACCCAAGACAUGAUCGAUGAGAUAAAGAGCUCAGGGACCAGGCGCGAUCAGGCCAGACAAUUAGUCCGGGACUUAGAGACCCGUGGGAGCCGGGCUUUUCCUUUAUUUCUGGAGUGCCUUCAGGAGACAGGUCAGCACAGUUUGGCAGAGCUCCUCCUAAAUGCUGCACCGCCAGCUGUUCAGAUCCAGCCUUCAACACCCACCCAGCCUGUGCGCCCUGUUGUCCACCCUCUACCAAUUUCUUCUCCAAUGGAUGUUGAUAAGCAAAGAAAAGAGGUUGCCCCUGUCUAUCCAAUACAGAGACCCAAUACUGAUCCCAGUCCAUCACCUGAUAAGGAGUACAUAAGACCAAGGCCACCAGGCAGGACACGACGGGACAGCAUUCAGAACUACAAAAUGGAUGCAACCCCAUGUGGACACUGUCUCAUCAUAAACAACGUGGACUUUGAAGAGCAGAGCGGCCUGAACAAUCGCAAAGGGUCCAACAUAGACUGCGACAAGCUGGAGAAAAGAUUCAAGGCACUCAACUUCGAGGUGGAAGUGAGGACUAACCUGAAACAACGACAAAUCAAACAUGAACUGUCAGCGUUGUCUAAGAAGGACCAUUCCCAAUAUGACUGCUGUUUGGUCAUCAUGCUGUCCCAUGGGACUGAGGUGAGCCACAGCCGCUUCCCUGGUGCUGUGUAUGGUGUGGACGGACAGCAUGUCACAGUGCAGUACAUCACAAACUACCUCAAUGGCCAGCAUUGUCCAUCUUUACAAGGCAAACCCAAACUUUUCUUCAUUCAAGCCUGUGGAGGAGGUGAAAAAGACACAGGCUUUGAGGUGUCCCCCGAUGAGUCUCAACCAUCCAUUGGUGGAACAGAUGACCAGACGGACGCCAUUCCGAUGUCCUCAAGCAGCGACUCUCUCAGCAUGUCUGAUGAACCAGACGCCAGAGCCACGCUGCCCACCCCGAGUGACAUUCUGGUGUCCUACUCUACUUUUCCCGGUUACGUGUCUUGGAGAGACACUCAGGCGGGUUCCUGGUACGUCGAGACUCUGGACCGCAUUCUUGAGGAAAAUGCUACUACCGAUGACUUAGUCACAAUGUUGAUGAUGGUGAACAAUGAAGUCGCCCAAAACUCUGCAAAGGGGCUCUACAAGCAAAUGCCUGGUUCCUUUAACUUUCUCCGCAAACUUCUCUACUUUAAAACUCAAUGAUAGAGGCAACAGAGACUUGACAAAACUCUGUUCAACCCUCAGGGAAUGUUGGUCUAUUUAAUGGCCAUACAGCAUGACUGUGACAAUGAUUUCUUCUGAUUAUGUCUUGAUACAGUUGAAAGAUGCAUGAAUUUGCUUUGGCUUUGCUUUUACUGAUACAAUCAUGUCUUAAUGUGUAUUUGUAUUGUUUGUCAUAUCUUACUGUGUUUUUUA